AUGUCUGUACAGAUCGAGACACGCAUGACCCCGGCUCUGAACGGCCAAGCGUCUAAUGGGCACGCAGUGAAGGAGAGGAAGGAUAUGUGGGAGAUCCCAUCAUCACUCUGGAAGCCCAUGAUCCACCCUCGAGCCAAGGUGGUUGGCGAGGAGGUCAACAACUACUUCCUCCAGCACUGGAACUUUCCCGAUGACCUUGCGAAAUCAACCUUCCUCAAAACGGGCUUUUCCCGCGUGACCUGCCUCAAUUACCCUCUAGCCAAGGACGACAGGAUUCACUUUGCCUGCCGAUUACUUACCGCCCUUUUCUUGAUCGACGACAUGCUUGAGGAUGUGUCGUUCGUCGAUGGUGAGAAGCUCAACAACAGACUGAUCGAGCUGUCUAGGGGACCGCAGUAUGCCACGCCUGACAGGUCUAUACCUGCCGAAUUUGUCCUUUUCGAUCUGUGGGAGAGCAUGCGCGCGUUUGACCUCGAGCUCGCCAACGAAGUGCUCGAACCAACCUUUCUCUUCAUGCGAUCCCAGACGGACAAGGGCCGGGCCAGCAUCACGGAACUCGGCGAGUACCUGAGAUACCGAGAGAAGGACGUAGGCAAAGCACUGCUGUCGGCGCUGAUGCGCUACUUGAUGGAGCUCCGGCCGACGCCGCAAGAAAUGAUAGCACUCAAACCGCUCGAGGAGAACUGCUCCAAACACGUUUCGAUUGUCAACGACAUCUACAGCUACGACAAGGAGCUUCUGGCCUCCAAGAUGGGCCAUCAGGAGGGCUCCUCCCUCUGUUCCGCCGUCAAGGUGGUGGCAGCUGAAACGGGCCUGAGCGUGGCAGCCACCAAGCGCGUGCUGUGGCAUAUGGUGCGCGAGUGGGAGCUGACCCAUAACGACAUGUGCGCGCGCCUGGGUCCCAGCAGCCAAGCUGUAAGAGAUUACAUCCGCGGGCUGCAGUACCAGAUGAGCGGGAACGAGGUCUGGAGCGCGACAACUCCUCGCUACCCGCAGACCGUACAGCACGUGUGA
Molecule: messenger RNA, 1014 nt
Organism: Anthostomella pinea
Lineage: Eukaryota; Fungi; Ascomycota; Sordariomycetes; Xylariales; Xylariaceae
Source: the annotation of a GenBank genome assembly